Messenger RNA from Auanema sp. JU1783, 1755 nucleotides. The record is from the annotation of a GenBank genome assembly. Lineage: Eukaryota; Metazoa; Nematoda; Chromadorea; Rhabditida; Rhabditidae.
AUGAGCUUCUAUGUUCCCUUGGUUCUUCGCCUAGAAAUUAAGGGGAAAUCUGUAGUUAACUUCAACGAAUCCAGCAAGUUAGAAAUCGCCGCUUCACCAAGUGAAGGGGAAAGAACACGGAGAAGGUUAAUGUCCGGAAUGAAAAAAAGAAGCCCUCCUGCUCCAUCAGAUACGGAUGCUCCUCUGGCAUUGGACAGAAAAUGUGAUAGGAAUACUUCACCCAUAACUAACUUCGCUUGCGCAGGAAGGAGAACUUAUUCUGAAGUUGUUUUAGAAACUUAUGAAGGAGACCGUUUGACUCAAUGUAGCGAGUCUUCUGCACAUACUUCGAAGUUGGGGUCUGAGGCUCCUCCGGAUAUUUCUCAUAUCAACUACUACUAUGGUAAUCCUUGUGUAGAAAAAACAGAGGGAAUUCUUCAUUUUUUCAAAUACAGUGACGAAGGGUUGGCCAAGCAAGCUCAAUGUAGAAUGCUCUGUAUGAUUUCUGUUCCUUCCCAUCAAACUAUUCGAGAUUUAAUUUCGUUAAUUGGACCAAGUCUUCACUAUAUUGAGCGACUAAAAAUCGUAAGAGACUCUAAACCUAACCAAUUUAUGGUUAUUAUAAAGUUCAAAACUCAUAAUGAUACUGUACAGUUCUUCGAAGAAUAUAAUGGCAUGCAGUUCAACUCACUGGAGCCUGAGCACUGUCGACUACUCUUUGUUGAUCGAUUGGAAUGUACUUCUGACUCGGAUAUAUUUGAUAUAUCUGGUCUCACAGAACUGCCAACUUGCACUGUAUGUCUUGAGCGCAUGGACGACGGUGUUCUAACAAUUCUUUGCAAUCACACGUUCCAUGCGGUCUGUUUACAGCAAUGGACAGAUACUACAUGUCCGGUUUGUCGUUUUGUUCAAACACCGGAAUUGGAGGCAGAUCAGAGAUGCGUUGAUUGCUCUCAAACAACAGAUCUGUGGCUUUGCCUAGUUUGUGGAAAUGUUGGGUGUGGUCGCUAUGCUUCAGCUCACGCGUUCAGGCACUUCGAGGAGACUGCCCAUACAUUCUGCUUACAAGUCGGAGGAGAGCGUGUUUGGGACUAUGCAGGGGAUAACUAUGUACAUCGGCUGAUUCAAACAGAUACCGAAGGAAAGCUUGUGGAAUAUCAGAGAGGAGUGACUCAAGAUGUUGAAAAAGAUGAUAAAAUAGAAGGAAUGAAAAUGGAAUACACAUGCCUUUUGACGAGUCAAUUAGAGAAUCAAAGAAAAUUUUUCGAGGCUAGAUUGAAUGAUGUUGAACGGGCUAUGUGUAACAUGGAAAAACUUACUCAUACUCAGAUGGAAGACCUCGAAAGAAAGCUGGCUAUAUCAAGUAAUGAAAUUCGAGUGUUAACGAAAGAACUGGAUGAAAAUAAAUCACUUAAAAGUUCUUUUGAGAAGAAACAUCAAACGGCACUUAACAAGCUUAAUAAGGUCACAUCAGAACUGAAUGAAGAACGUUCUAUGAACACUAUGUUACGGAGUGAUCAACAAAAGUGGAAAGAGAAUUUAGAUAAAGCCACAAAGGAGAGGAAAGAAAUUGAAACUUUUCUGAGAACGCAAAUAAAAGAUAUGGAAGAACAAGUGCGUGAUUUAAUGGUUCAUUUUGAUGCAAAAGAUAAACUGGAGACACACAUGGCUAACUCGCACGUCACUCAAGAGGAAGUGGAAAGUAGCCAAAUAGGUGUUAAUUCUCCGUCUAAGGAAUCGAAUUUGAGGAAAGGACGAAGAAGUGGAAGGAAGUAA